This is a messenger RNA of Pteropus alecto (black flying fox), 3163 nucleotides long. It is a transcript of the gene ZNF281, whose product is annotated as zinc finger protein 281. Gene Ontology annotation, molecular function: RNA polymerase II cis-regulatory region sequence-specific DNA binding; DNA-binding transcription factor activity, RNA polymerase II-specific. Bases 1 to 2385 code for a protein of 794 amino acids. Gene Ontology annotation, cellular component: nucleus. Lineage: Eukaryota; Metazoa; Chordata; Mammalia; Chiroptera; Pteropodidae. Gene Ontology annotation, biological process: regulation of transcription by RNA polymerase II. The record is from RefSeq and is a predicted model, not a curated record. The transcript has 3 exons.
AUGCGCUGGUAUCUUAUAAAUGCUCAAGAGUGUCUCUUCAUCUUCCUGAUAUAUGGGGUGCAUGACACAGAGAGGACCCCCUGGGGCUUCCUGCAGUCCCUGGUCAGCAUCAAGCAGGAGAAGCCGGCCGAGCCCGACGAGCCGCCGGCCCCCCAGCACCACCACUACGCGGGGCUGUUCGCGGGCGCCGGCGACAGGUCGCCGGGCCUGGGCGGAAGCGGGGACGGGGGCGGCCACGGCGUCAUCCAGGACCUCAGCGUCCUCCACCAGCACGGCCCGCCGCCGCCGGCGCAGCACCCCCGCGACGCCCUGCUCGGCGGCGAGGAGCCAAAGCACGACGGCAGCGUCAAGAAGGCGAAGAGGCCAAAGCCAGAAUCUCAGGGAACCAAAGCCAAGCGGAAGCCGAGCGCCCCUUCCAAGCCGGCCCUGGCCGCGGACGGCGCCGGCGCCCUCCUGUCGGCCAGCCCGAAGCCGCACGUGUGCGACCACUGCAGCGCGGCGUUCCGCAGCUCCUACCACCUGCGCCGCCACGUCCUCAUCCACACCGGCGAGCGGCCCUUCCAGUGCGGCCAGUGCAGCAUGGGCUUCAUCCAGAAGUACCUGCUGCAGAGGCACGAGAAGAUCCACAGCCGCGAGAAGCCAUUCGGCUGCGACCAGUGCAGCAUGAAGUUCAUCCAGAAGUACCACAUGGAGAGACACAAGCGGACACAUAGCGGAGAAAAGCCAUACAAGUGUGACACCUGCCAGCAGUACUUUUCGAGGACCGACCGGCUGCUGAAGCACAGGCGCACGUGCGGGGAAGCCAUAGCCAAGGGGGCGGCGGGCGCAGAGCCGGGGGCGGCGGCCCACGGCGGCGCGGGCGGCCUGGCUGCGGCGUCUCAGGGAACCGCGAGCUCUUCCAGGAGGAAGGCCAAGGCGAAGAGCGUGGCCGUGGACAGCAAGGAGCAUAAGGCGGCCAGAGCGAGCGAGGCGCAGAUCGCGAAUAACGUGGCCAUGCAGAGUUACUCGGUGGAGAUGCCCCCUCUGGCCGCCGGCGCGGGCGGCGUGGGCGCGGGCGUGGACGACCUGCAGAAGAGGGUGCCGAAGCUGAUCUUCAAGAAAGGAAGCAGGAAGAGCACAGACAAGAGCUACCUGAAUUUCGUGUCGCCCCUACCAGACAUAGUCGGCCAGAAGUCUCUGUCCGGGAAGCCCGGGGGCUCGCUCGGCAUAGCCUCCGGGACCGGCGUGGAGGCCAUCGGCCUUCUCCACGGUGCAGCGGGCAAACAAGGCCAGAUCAGCAGCAACUAUGACGACGCCAUGCAGUUUUCCAAGAAAAGAAGAUACUUACCAACUGCCAGCAGCAACAGUGCCUUCUCUAUCAACGUGGGACACGUGGUCUCCCAGCAGUCCGUCAUUCAGUCCGCGGGGGUCAGCGUUCUGGACAGUGAGGCCCCACUGUCACUCAUCGACUCCUCGGCCCUCAAUACUGAAAUCAAGUCUUGUCACGACAAGUCUGGGAUCCCCGACGAGGUUUUGCAGAGCAUUUUGGAUCAGUACUCCAGCAAGUCGGAGAGCCAGAAGGAGGACCCGUUCAGCAUAGCGGAGCCGCGGGUGGAUUUGCACGCCUCAGGGGAGCACUCAGAAUUGGUUCAAGAGGAGAACCUGAGCCCCGGCACCCAGACCCCUUCGAGCGAUAAGGCGAGCAUGUUGCAAGAAUACUCCAAAUACCUCCAGCAGGCUUUCGAAAAGUCCACUAAUGCAGGUUUUACCCUUGGACACGGUUUCCAGUUCGUCAGUUUGUCUUCACCUCUCCACAACCACACUUUGUUCCCAGAGAAACAAAUCUACACUACGUCUCCGUUGGAGUGUGGUUUCGGCCAAUCUGUUACCUCGGUGUUGCCGUCUUCAUUGCCAAAGCCUCCUUUUGGGAUGUUGUUUGGAUCUCAGCCAGGUCUUUACCUGUCUGCUCUGGAUGCCCCCCAUCAGCAGCUGACGCCUUCUCAGGAGCUGGAUGACCUGAUAGAUUCUCAGAAGAACUUAGAGACGUCGUCAGCCUUUCAGUCCUCAUCUCAGAAACUGACUAGCCAGAAGGAGCAGCAGAAGAACUUAGAGCCCUCCGCGGGCUUUCAGAUUCCAUCUCAGGAGUUAGCUAGCCAGAUAGACCCUCAGAAAGACAUAGAGCCUAGAACAACCUACCAGAUUGAGAACUUUGCACAGGCGUUUGGUUCUCAGUUUAAGUCGGGCAGCAGGGUGCCAAUGACCUUUAUCAGUACCUCUAAUGGAGAAGUGGACCAUAGAGUGAGGACUUCGGUGUCAGACUUCUCAGGGUAUACGAGUAUGAUGUCCGAUGUCAGUGAGCCAUGCAGCACGAGAGUGAAGACGCCCACCAGCCAGAGCUACAGGUAAGGUACCUGGCGGCCAGGCUGGAGGGCGACCGUGAUGCGUUUGAUUUUGAGAACACUGCCAUUGGAAUGUUUCUACACGAUCCUGUUAAGAAUAAUGUAAUGCCCUUUCAAUGCAACUUUUCAUAUUUAGUUUAUUUUGUUAGCGUGAUUUUAGCUCUGUUUGUAUUAUGAUUUUUAAUCAAAAUCAAUAGAUUAAAAAUAGUUUGACAUUCAAAGUGACAAUGUUUAGCAAUCAAAUUUACAUGUAUAGAUUGUCAGGGAAUAGCCCAAAAGUUUUAAAUGCAAAAAAAAAAAAAAAAACCUCUACAAAAAAAUACUAAACAAAACAAAAAAAAACAAACAAAAAAACUUUGUUGCUAGGAUUAAGGUUAUUCUAAUUGCUUCACUCUCAGGAAAGUAAUAACGCAUGGGAAUUCUGUACGUUAUCACUGUAAUGGAAUAUCCAAUUUACAGAUAGUAUGAUACACAUUUCAUCAUUUGAGUAAGGGAUCGAGAACAUUUCAGAUUGCUCUCUCUGGGCUGAUAGGAUACACAUUUCAUCGUUUAAGUUAGGGAUCGAAAACGUUUCAGAUUGCCGUCUCCAUCUGGGCUGAUCCAGAAUUCUGAGAUGUUGGCUACCUAUAUUUUGUUGCAGCUUUUAAAUGUACUCUGAACUUCCAGACCACAUUCAUUCCAGCCUGGUAGAACAAAUAUUCUUGGAUCUUUGAUCAAAGCCUGGAAUGAUAGCUUUAAUAAAAGAAGGAAAAAAAAAAAAAGCACCCUCUCCUUAUCCCGCUGUA